AAGUUAAGAUUGAGUGUACUCAAGCUGAAAUCACUGCUGGCUUGUGAGAAUAUGCAGCUGCUCUUUCUGGGGACACUUGCCCUGUUUGCUGGGCUCUCGGUUGCGGUGCCAGCACAGGAGAAGCGUAUACAUCAUAAGCUAGACCUCAGUGACCAUCCUCACGAUGAUGCCCACGGUUUCCAGUUUGACCACGAGGCCUUCCUGGGGAAAGAGGAAUCCAAGACCUUUGACCAGCUGAGCCCUGAGGAGAGCAAAGACAGAUUAGGAAAGAUUGUGGAUAAGAUUGACACAGAUAAGGAUGGCUUCGUCAGUCAUGCUGAGUUACACCACUGGAUCAAGCACAGGCAGAGGAGGUACAUCGAGGAGAACGUGGACAAGCACUGGAAUGAGUACGACCAGAAUAAGGAUGGGAAGAUCGGAUGGAUUGAGUACAAGAACACCACCUAUGGAUAUUAUAUAGACACAGAGUUUGAUGAUGUGGAUGAUAAAGCCACCUACAAAUCCAUGCUUAAUAGAGAUGAGAGGCGGUUUAAGUCUGCAGACAGGGAUGGGGAUGGUGUCGCCACCAGAGAAGAGUUCACUGCCUUCCUCCAUCCAGAAGAGUUUGACUUUAUGAGAGACAUUGUGAUUCAGGAAACAAUUGAAGACAUUGACAAGAAUGGGGACGGCAAGAUUGAUCUGCAGGAAUACAUUGGGGACAUGUACAAUCCUGAAGAUGGAGAGACUGAACCAGACUGGGUCACAACAGAAAAGAAACAAUUUUCAGAGUUCAGAGACAUGAACAAGGAUGGUUUCCUUGAUGCCACUGAAGUAUCGCACUGGAUCCUCCCGACAGAAGUUGACCAUGCUGAUAAUGAAGCCCGGCAUCUCAUUCAUGAAACCGAUAAAGACAACGAUGACAAAAUCACAAAGAAGGAGAUUCUGGAAAACUGGAACAUGUUUGUUGGGAGCCAAGCGACUAAUUACGGAGAGGAUCUCACCAAAAGACACGAUGAGCUUUAAUGUUGGCAUAUCUGGGUAGAGGGGAGGACAGUAUAUUUUGGGCGUAGGUCAGAGGAUAGAAAAUUGAAUAAGAAAAUGACAGACAAUCUUCGUUACCUGCUGUUUUGAAACAUUUCCAGGGUCCUCAGUCAAGGGUUAGACUUUUCGGUCAAUGAAGAUAAGAAUCUAACUGAGACAGAUACAAGUUUUAUUUAUUGUCAUUUAGAUAAAAAGGUGAUUACACAUGGGACCUUUUGAGCAAUGCUUCUGAGCAACAUUGAAGAUUACUUUUCUAUUGAAAAUGGGAAACAAAACAAUAUCUGAAAUGGAUUCUGUUGCUGGGUCUCACCUGGUUUCCCAUUGGUGGCAUCAUUAUCCGUACCAUUGCUUUAAAACUUGUCCUUUGUAUCAUGACAUAAACACUCGCAUUCCUUAUAAAAAGACACUCCAGCUUGCUUAUACUGCUUGAGCAAACAAUAUUACGUCUUCCACUUCUCAGGAAUUCAGCACUGAAUACAGGUCCAGCUUCGUUUGUAUUCAAUUAGGGAGAUUUUGACUGUUACAAAA
Molecule: messenger RNA, 1548 nt
Organism: Danio rerio (zebrafish)
Lineage: Eukaryota; Metazoa; Chordata; Actinopteri; Cypriniformes; Danionidae
Gene: rcn3
Product: reticulocalbin 3, EF-hand calcium binding domain
Cellular component (GO): endoplasmic reticulum
Molecular function (GO): calcium ion binding
Source: RefSeq, marked provisional